Molecule: messenger RNA, 966 nt
Organism: Calypte anna (Anna's hummingbird)
Lineage: Eukaryota; Metazoa; Chordata; Aves; Apodiformes; Trochilidae
Product: dipeptidase 2-like
Biological process (GO): proteolysis
Molecular function (GO): metallodipeptidase activity
Source: RefSeq, a predicted model, not a curated record
AUGGAAAUGAGGAGAAAUACAAUGAAGCUGCUGUGGCUGUUUAUGUUAUUCUGUGAUACUGUGCCAUUCAGCUAUGAGAAAUCUAUGGAGAGAGAGAGAGCUAUCAAGCUGAUGUGAGAUGCACCUUAAAUCGAUGGCCACAAUGACUUUGUACUGCAGCUGAGAAUUUUUUACCAACAUAGACUCGCUAGAGUUAACUUAAGAGAACUCAAUAAGAAACACACAAACCUUGCAAAACUUCAGGCUGGUUAUGUGGGAGCUCGGUUUCGGUCAGUGUGUGUUCUUUGCAGCUCUCAGAACAAGGAUGCUGUGCAUCUGAGUUUAGAACAAAUUCAUGUUGUCAAGGGGAUGUGUAACAGCUAUGAAGAGCUUGAACUUGUGACAACUUCCCAAGGUAUCUCUGACAGUAGCAGGAUUGCAUUUUUGAUUGGAAUAGAAGGUGGUCACUCCACUGACAGCAUUUUCUUUGAUAAAAAGAACAAGGGAAUUAUCAUGGUGACUUUUAAGGCAGAUGUACUGGCCUGUGACAGAAAAGUUGUUAAUGUUUCUACCCUUGGAGAUCAUUUUGACCAUAUAAAGAAAACUGCAGGUUCAGAAUCAAUAGGAAUUGUUGGUGACUAUGAUGUAGUAAAGUGUUUCCCUGAAGGACUGAAGGAAGAUGUUUCCAAAUACCCUUCUUUGAUUGAGGAACUUCUUAGAAGAGGAUGGAAUGAAACUUAACUGAAAGGGGUUGUAAGAGAGAACUUUAUUCAUGUCUUCAGGGAAGUGGAAAAUUUAAGAAACAUUAAUGGGCUAAUGGAUGUAGGUGAAAGUGACAUUCUUCAAGAAGUACAAAAUUCCUGUCGCCUGGACCUACAGAAUUAUCAGCUUCAGACAAACAGAUCCUUUGGAUUUCCUUCUGUGGCCCAACCUUUUAUUCUUAUACUUGUAAUUGCAUCAUGUUUAACACUGUAUCAUGAAUGGUAA